Molecule: messenger RNA, 1864 nt
Organism: Prorocentrum cordatum
Lineage: Eukaryota; Dinophyceae; Prorocentrales; Prorocentraceae
Source: the annotation of a GenBank genome assembly
AGCCGCUUCGGCUUAGGGCGCCCCCGCCGCUUCUGGACUCCGUCGCUCCGCCCCCCGCGGCGGCACACUUCGAGCCGGCCUUUGCGAUGUGGCGCCUGGCGGGCGGCUCCUACCGCGUCGGCCUCGCCGCUGCGGCGCCGCUGGCCGCUGCCGCCGCGGGGCAGGCGCUGCCGUCGUGGCGACGGGCGCCGCCGGGUGGCGAGGCGCCCCAGAAGGAGCGGCGGAGCCAGCCUGUGCACAUCGCGUACUCCACCCCGUCGAGGUGCGAGCUGGAGAAGCCGGCCGAGUUCAAACGUAUCCUCGUCACCGGCGGCGCUGGCUUUCUGGGCUCGCACCUGUGCAGGAGGCUGCUGGCGCAGGGCCACGAGGUCAUGUGCCUUGACAACUACUUCACCAGCCAGCGCACCAACAUCUCCGAUCUGAUCGGCCACCCUCGCUUCGAGCUCAUUCGAUACGACGUCACGGAGCCAUUCUUCUGCGAGUGCGACCAGAUUUACAACAUGGCUUGCCCAGCGUCGCCAGUGCACUACCAGUUCAAUCCCAUCAAGACCACCAAAGUAUCAGUGCUUGGCGUGAUGAACAUGCUGGGGUUGGCCAAGCGCGUGAAAGCGCGCAUCCUGCAGGCUUCCACCAGCGAGGUCUACGGAGACCCGGAGGUGAGCCCCCAGACCGAGGCCUACUGGGGACACGUGAACACCAUCGGCGUCAGGUCGUGCUACGACGAGGGCAAGCGCGUCGCGGAGACGCUCUGCUUUGAUUACAUGCGGCAGCACAACGUUGACAUCAGGGUGGCGCGUAUUUUCAACACUUACGGUCCAGGUAUGCACCCGUAUGACGGCCGAGUGGUCACCAAUUUCAUCAUGCAGGCGCUACACAAUGAGGACAUCACACUCUACGGCGAUGGGCAGCAGACGCGGUCAUUCACUUUCGUGGACGACACUGUGGAUGGCCUGAUCAGGUUGAUGGAGCAGGAGAAGACUGUUGGGCCAAUGAACCUGGGCAACCCGAACGAGUUCACCGUGAGGCAGUUGGCCGAGUUGGUGAUCGAGCUCACGGGGAGCAAGAGUAAGAUAAUCCACCUGCCCCUGCCGGGGGACGACCCGAAGCAGCGCCGGCCAGACAUUACGCGCGCGAGGACGUUCAUGCAAUGGGAGCCGACGACGCAGCUCCGCGAGGGCCUCGUCAAGACGAUCGAGUACUUCAGGACCCUGGAUCUCCGGGCCUACAAGAAGCCGACGGACCACACGGCCCACAAGAACACCGACGCGGACGCCGCCAAGAAGUAGCCCGGCGCUCGAUCAGUUUUAUUUUCCAAACGUGUUCCGACAUGCUCUGCCCUCUGGCGGGCUCUCUCAUUCAGAGAAAUAUUGGGACCAACGCGACUACUGCAUUGUAGGCGCAGGAUCGAGGAGAAACUCAAUGGAAGGCAAAAAAAAUUGAAGACAGGGGUAGCGGAGUAGUCUGCGGAAGAGCGAGGGGCGUAUGUUAUACCUGCGCUGCGUUCGUAGGCUUCGACCAUAUCUGAGGUUAAUUUCAUCACCACCUCGAUCCCUCGUUCUUUUCCCCACCCUCCUCUCUGUCCACAUGAUCCUGAAGUGAUUCGCAAUUGCGGUCCAGAGGCUUUGAUGCCUCUAUGGGUAGUGGAUCGGCUAUGAUACCAACCUGUGCCGACCCCGUCCCGUUUUCCGGGACUUCGCAUCCCCCUUUGAUGGCAGGAUGGGAAGACGGUCCGCCAUCCCCGGCACUGCACGUACUGUGCCAGGUUCGUGGGGAUUUUGCUGAGUUCUAUGAGUGUCCCCUCCUCUCCCCUCCCCUCCCGCCCUUCCGUUUACGCGGCAGGUCCUGCGAUUGGGGAAGACAAGAA